Mesoplodon densirostris (Blainville's beaked whale) is the source of this 880-nucleotide messenger RNA. RefSeq names its product EKC/KEOPS complex subunit TPRKB. Gene Ontology annotation, cellular component: cytosol; nucleus; EKC/KEOPS complex. Bases 285 to 812 code for a protein of 175 amino acids. The transcript is spliced from 5 exons. Gene Ontology annotation, biological process: telomere maintenance via recombination; tRNA threonylcarbamoyladenosine modification. The record is from RefSeq and is a predicted model, not a curated record. NCBI's taxonomy places the organism in Eukaryota, Metazoa, Chordata, Mammalia, Artiodactyla, Ziphiidae.
CCUCGCCGAGCAAGAGCUGGCCGGGCGGGAACGGAAGACGCAGUCCCAGCACCCAUUUUCUAGACAACGGAUGUGAUUCUUGGCGUCCUCGUUUAUCGAGCGCCUCCCGAGGCCCGGCCCUAGGAUGCAGCCCGGCAAUGAUCUGCUUAGUCUGUCCCUGAUGUAUUAGCUGACGAUACAUCAUCCUGAUAAGGCCGCGGCUCACCAAAGUUGUGACAGAGGAGCUCGUAGAACAGGGAGCUAGCCCUGGGUUCUGGGCGCGCUGAAUCUUGCUUAUCGAUGAAAUGCAGUUAACACAUCAGCUGGACCUAUUUCCUGAAUACAGGGUGACCCUUCUGUUAUUUAAAGAUGUAAAAAAUGCUGGAGACUUGAGAAAAAAGGCCAUGGAAGGUGCCAUUGAUGGCUCAUUAAUAAAUCCUACAGUGAUUGUCGAUCCAUUUCAGAUACUUUUGGCAGCAAACAAAGCAGUUCACCUCUACAAACUGGGAAAAAUGAAGACAAGAACUCUAUUUACUGAAAUUAUUUUCAAUCUUUCCCCAAAUAACAAUAUUUCAGAGGCCUUGAAAAAAUUUGGUAUCUCGGCAAAUGACACUUCAGUUCUGAUUGCUUAUAUUGAAGAGGGAGAAAAACAAAUAAAUCAAGAAUACCUAAUAUCUCAGGUAGAAGGUCAUCAAGUUUCUCUCAAAAAUCUCCCUGAAAUAACAAAUAUUACGGAAGUCAAAAAGAUAUAUAAACUAUCUUCACAAGAAGAAAGAAUUGGGACAUUAUUGGAUGGGAUCAUUUGUAGGAUGUCAACAAAAGAUGUUUUGUGAAAUGACAGAAAUAUUAAAAAUUUUCAACAAUUAUAAAAAACGUUCAUUAUUUUUUCCGGAUUAUAAAA